AAUUCAACCGGCAAAACAUCCGGCCGAAUUUAUAAUUGUAGGCAGCGGCUUGGCUCUGCCCUUGGUGUUGCUGAAGUCCAUUGGCGACGGCAAUCACUCACCAUCAGCUAGGCAGUAUGCACGUCUGCAUACAAGGCCAAUAAAAAAGUAUGACAACAAAGGCUGUAUCCAAUUCGCAAAAGACUUCUUCAAGCCUAAAGCAGUGACAGAUUGUUUCAUGGUGUUAUUUAAAAAGACAAAAAACAAUCGUCGCAUUUGUUUAGCCAUUAUAUUUAUGAUCGCUUGCUUGCUGUACGGACUUAUUGAAGGUGAAAGAGCUGUUCUAUAUCUGUUUGUAAGAUACAGAUUUAACUGGAACGAAAUGCAGUUCUCAUUUUUUCAGACAUUUAACUUUGCUGCCACAAUCGUUGGUACAAUAUUCUCCACUGUAGUUUUAAGCAAGUAUUUGAAAUGGCACGACUCACUACUCGGCAUCGUGUCGACGACAAGUAAAAUUACUUCAUCGUUCGUGUAUUGCUUCGCUCCAAACGUGCAAAUCUUUUGUGUGGCACCCGUUGUUGACAUACUGAGUACAACAUCAAUGCUUGUAAUAAGAUCGAUAUCCUCAAAACUGGUGGAAUCGAACGAAAUAGGUAAACUAAAUUCAAUAGUCGGCCUGAUUGAGGUAUUGAUGCCGAUAAUGUUCGUGCCAAUGUUUACGCGACUGUACACGGCUACUAUGGACGCUCUGCCGGGUGCAGUAUUCCUGCUUGGAGGGGCACUCACUCUUCCUGUCGCCUUCGUAUUCACGUGGCUGUAUUCCCGACAUAGGAAAGAAGUACACACCUAAUGAAAUACUUCUUACGUAGAACAAAAAAUGCCACUCUUAAAUCCCUUUGAUCAGUUCAAAUACGAAUUAUCACGAAAUUGAGGCAGAACACUUUUCUCGAUCUUAUUUAUCAAAAGCUACCAGUGUAUGAGACUUUCUUCGACUUACUGCUUACUACUAUUUACCUUUUUUGCCUACCAAUCUGCCAGUAGAGGCUAUUCUGCUGUCAUCAUGAUAGGUGGGGAAUCACUACCCACUGAGAAGAUCUGGCGAGAAACUGAGCGGGUUGGACCUUUGGGUUAAGUUGCACGUCAAGGAUGGGUACCAUUGCUUGAAAUGCUCAAAAUCACAGAAUAGAUCGAGAGGAUCAGAAAGAGCAUUUCUAGAGCGACCACGAUUGUUCGCUGACGCGUCAUCUUGUUCAGGAGCUUAAUUUACGGCGACUGUGACUAGAAGGUUGACGUGCGGUCCUGCCUUCUGGAAGAAACCCUUUGACGCUGUUUUGGGAUACUAACUAAUGAAUUCUCGGUCUAAAUCGUCAUGAAAUUUAACAUUCCUGACAAACGACGGUGCUCCAAUGGCUAUUUUACAAAAACGGGCAUUUUUCCCAUCCAUAAUAAUAGCGUCUUAGCCUUAUCUUCCAACUGUGCAUUGCCAUUGUUUGAUUCUGUACAGAAAAUAUUCAUACCACUGUCCUGUCUUUGAACGGUGAAGUAUUUAUCAGUUGCGGCGUGAUAUUUAGCUGGAAUAGCGCUAUUCCUAUGCAACUGUGACGUACAACUGAUCAAGGUAGUGGAAACUCCCUUUAUAGUGCCUCUGAGCUCCGGAAACCGUCGGAAACCAGGUUAUUUAAGGGUUAAGGUAGCUGAUUAUAUUUGAAGAAACAUAACAGAAAGGGCUUGCGCUGAAGACUAUCGGAAGCCCAAAAUUUGAAAAUGCUGGUGAAAUAAUAAUAAACAAUCCCAUUCAACGUCCCCCGUGCGAGACAGCACAAAGCAUAAGACUUCGAAUGUCAUUCGAAAGAGAUGUUGACGCUGACAAGGAAGCAAACUUAAGUCUCGAUCAGAUUUUUUUUUUUUUAUUGCUUAGAUGUGUGGACGAGCUCACAGCCCACCUGGUGUUAAGUGGUUACUGGAGCCCAUAGACAUCUACAACGUAAAUGCGCCACCCACCUUGAGAUACAAGUUGUAAGGUCUCAGUAUAGUUACAACGGCUGCCCCACUCUUCAAACCGAAACGCAUUACUGCUUCACGGCAGAAAUAGACAGGGCGGUGGUACCUACCCGCGCGGACUCACAACAGGUCCUACCACCAGUAAUUACGCAAAUUAUAAUUUUGCGGGUUUCACUUUUAUUACACGAUGUUAUUCCUUCACCAUGGAAGUCAAUCGUGAACAUUUGUUGAGUACGUAUUCGACUAUUACCACUACUAGACCACUACUAGUCCACUACUAGACUAACGAGGCAAGACACCCGGCGAGCUAUACUACAAUGUGAGUGAAAUUAAUUCCAAACCCGAUGGAUUAUAACUGCGCAUGCGAUUUUCCAUAUUAUUUCGGAACAGGCAAACUUCAUUACUUGUGUAGAUAUACAAACAAGGUGACCGUAAAGGUAGUGUAAAAGGUAGUGUUGAUCGCAAUCUCAACUGCGUGUUAUAUCCAAGUAGUUGCCCAACAUUUUAAACCGGGACGUAUGGCUG
Messenger RNA from Bombyx mori (domestic silkworm), 2505 nucleotides. RefSeq lists its product as uncharacterized. The record is from RefSeq and is a predicted model, not a curated record. Gene Ontology annotation, biological process: transmembrane transport. The coding region runs from base 218 to 829 and encodes 203 amino acids. Gene Ontology annotation, molecular function: transmembrane transporter activity. Gene Ontology annotation, cellular component: membrane. The transcript has 8 exons. Lineage: Eukaryota; Metazoa; Arthropoda; Insecta; Lepidoptera; Bombycidae.